Messenger RNA from Cutaneotrichosporon cavernicola, 1866 nucleotides. RefSeq lists its product as uncharacterized. Gene Ontology annotation, biological process: oligopeptide transport; transmembrane transport. Gene Ontology annotation, cellular component: membrane. Lineage: Eukaryota; Fungi; Basidiomycota; Tremellomycetes; Trichosporonales; Trichosporonaceae. Gene Ontology annotation, molecular function: transmembrane transporter activity. The coding region runs from base 1 to 1866 and encodes 621 amino acids. The record is from RefSeq and is a predicted model, not a curated record. The transcript has 3 exons.
AUGGCCGGCCUUAACCACGGCGACAUCGUGAACCCGGCGCUCGCACUGGCGCAGGAGGACGAAAUCCGCAUGCAGCAGCGUUCGGCUUCCAUCGUUUCCGAGAAGAAGCAGGGCGCCUCUCUUGCCCACGUUACGUCUCCCCACGGCACUCUGGACCCCUCAGACCCUCACUACGGGGAUGAAUUCCCAACACAGGACGAAAUCGCCCACCUCCACCGCGUCCCAGACAAGAUUCCGUGGGCCACAUACCUCGUUGCCUAUAUCGAGCUGGCUGAGCGCUUCUCUUACUACGGAUGCACCGUAGUGUUCACAAACUUUAUUCAACACCCUCUACCGCCCGGAUCCAAGACGGGAGCUGGCAAGGAGCAGUUCCAGUCGGGUGCUCUCAACAUGGGUCAGCGUGCCUCCACCGGUCUGACCACUUUCAACACUUUCUGGGUUUACGUUACGCCUCUCUUUGGCGCCUAUCUCGCCGACAAGUACUGGGGCCGCUACAAGACCGUGUGCGUCGCCGUCGGCGUCGCCCUGAUCGGUCACAUCAUCCUCAUCAUUUCGGCGAUCCCUAAUGUGAUCGUCAACCAGGGCGGUGCGCUUGCCUGCUUCAUUAUUGCUAUUGUCAUCAUGGGCGCUGGAACCGGUGCUUUCAAGAGUAACAUUUCGCCUCUCGUCGCCGAGCAGUACCGCAAGACCAAGAUGUUCGUCCGUACCAACAAGCACGGCGAGCGUGUAAUUGUCGACCCUACGCUCACGACGUCGCGCACUUACAUGUAUUUCUACUUCUUCAUCAACGUUGGUGCUCUUAUCGGCCAAAUCGGUAUGGUCUACGCCGAGAAGUACGUCGGCUUCUGGCUCUCGUUCCUCCUCCCGACCAUUGUCUUCUUGACGACCCCUCUCGUCCUCUGGAUCGGCUACAACCACUACGUCAAGGCCCCGCCCGAGGGCUCAGUUCUCGCUGGCGCUCUUCACAUCUUCAAGUUCGCCGCCAAGGGCCAGUGGUCGCUCAACCCCGUCACGCUGUUUAAGCGCCUCGGCUCGAACGAGUUCUGGGACCGCGCCAAGCCCAGCCAGGUUGAGGCUCGCGGUGAGACCCCGCCCAGCUGGAUGACGUUCGACGACAAGUGGGUCGACGAAGUCCGUCGUGGUUUCAAGGCCUGCGCCGUCUUCCUGUGGUACCCCAUCUUCUGGCUCACCUACAACCAAAUCAACAACAACCUUACGUCUCAGGCUGCUACCAUGGAGCUGCACGGCCUCCCCAACGACGUUCUGUCCAACCUCAACCCCUUCUCGCUCCUCAUUCUUAUCCCCGUUUGCGACCUUAUUAUCUACCCUGCCCUCCGCAAGCGCGGCCUCAACUUCACCCCCAUCAAGAAGAUCACCUGUGGCUUCUUUGCGGGUUGCGCGGCCAUGAUCUGGGCCUGCGUCCUCCAGCACUACAUCUACAAGACCAACCCUUGUGGUUACAACGCUGCUACCUGCGUCGACGCCGAGGGCCACCCGCGCGUCUCGCCUAUCAACGUCUGGGCCCAGACCGGCUCGUACGUCCUCAUCGCCCUCGCUGAGGUGUUUGCCUCCAUCACUGGUCUCGAAUACGCAUUCACCAAGGCGCCAAAGAACAUGCGCUCGCUCGUCAUGUCCGUCUUCCUCUUCAUGUCUGCGUUCUCGUCUGCCCUCGGCCAGGCCUUUGUUUCGCUCUCCAGCGACCCGCUCCUUGUCUGGAACUACGGCUCGAUGGCCUGCCUUGCGUUCGCGGCCGGCUGCGGCUUCUGGUUCACUCACCGCCACCUCGAUGCCCAGGAGGACGAGCUCAACGCGCUCGACGCCGGUGCGGUCGACAGCAACAACCGUCGUAUGUCUCAAUACGAGUAA